UUGAGAUUCUUCUCAUAUAACUGCUUAUAAAAAGCCCAAAAAGGGACAACAAUUUCUUUUUUCUCUUUUUUUAUUGGUGAUAGCGUUUGGAAUCAAGUAACAACGCGGUGUGGUGGGUCAUAUUUUCCGUCGUUAAAACUUAACACUUAAAGGUCGAAGCCGGAGCACAGGCAAAUCAGUUGCAAGGAGAGAGCACCUUUCAGUACGUAACACACAGAUACACCUUCAACACUUUGAAAAUGGCGGUGAUUAAUCAGCAGUUGGAUGAUGAUAACAACCGUGAAGCAGGAGGAAGCACAAGAAGUUCAAUUGAUGAAUUCGCUAGGGCUAAUGCUUCCAAAGAGGCGGAAAUGGAGGGGGUCAUUCGUCUAUACCUUGAAAAUAUAUGGCCUACGUUUCAUAUCAAUCUGCCGUCUGAAGAUGAGAAGAACCAUGAGGCAGGAGGAAGUACAAGUUCGGUGGAUGAACUCGCAAUGGUUUCUACUUCAACAGAUAGAAAGGCGGAAAUGGUGAUCCGCAUAUGCAAGGAAACUUUAUGGCCUAUGAUUUGUGCAGAGAUCAACGCAAAGCACCAAAACAUUCUUUCCAUGGUUAAGGAGAAAUAUGGCUUGGAUCUGAUGACAGGCAGGACAUGGAAUUCUGGUAACACAGCAAGUACUUCAGGAUCACCAGUUUUCCAAUUCCAGUUCUUAAACGGAAUCUCUACACCCGUUUCUACAAGCAAGAAUAUUGAAGGAAAGGACGAUAAACCCUUUGUAGUAGCUUUGGUUGAUCAAAGCUCAGGGCAGAUUGUCACGACUGGGACUGAAGCUGCAACAGAAAUUGAAAUAGUCGUUCUUGAGGGCGAUUGUAAUGAUUUCGAAACAGAGAAUUGGACUUCUUAUGAAUUUAACAAUAAGAUCAUCCGUGAAUGGAAAGGCAAGAAAGUGCUUCAAGGAAACACUUUCCUAAAACUAAAAGAAGGUAUUGUUUAUGUUAAUAAGAUUUCAUUCACACACAAUUCAACCUGGAAGGGAAAAAGAAUCUGUAGGCUGGGUGCAAGGUCAAAGGAUGCUAUUUUUGGCACUAGGGUAAAAGAAGCAAAAACAGAAUCCUUUCUCGUUAAAGACAAACGCAAUUUCAAGUACAACAAGCAUGAGCAUCCAUCCUCAUCCGACGAAGUGUAUCGAUUACAUGGGAUCAACCAUCGUAGUGAUUGCUUUAAACAUUUGAUAAAAGCAAACAUAAAAACUGUGAUGGACCUCCGUACUCUCAAUGCAAUUAAUCCAGAGAAGCUCAAAGAUAUACUUAAGGUUCGUCCUAAUGACUGGAAGAUCAUAAUGGACCAUGCACACAAGUGUAAGGACGAUAAUGGGAUAUACUUGUACCUUAAUUCAAGAGAUGAUCAAAACAAACAUGGUGUGGCUUUUAAUGUUUAUGGACAUUUGGUGGGAUUAGUUUCCGAUUCUCUCUUCCUUCCUUUGGAUGAGCUUUCCAACGAGAAAAAGGCUGAUGGUGAAAAGAUAGUAGUAUCAGCAUCUGAACAGUGGAGGGAAGUCGUCUUUUUCGAAGAUGAGGCUUCCCUCAUUAACCAUCUUCAGCCGCCCACCAUUACCACCCUGAACUCAUUCCCUUAUGGCGACCUUAACUUGGUGAUUCCUCAGAAAAACAAUCCCACAAGACUUAUUACAACCAUCGAGAGCCACCGGAAAAGUAAUUUUAUUGUCGGAGUAACGCCAAUGGGUGGUCAAUCAAGUCAAAACCGCAAACGGCUUGCAUCUGAACACGCUAUCUCAAACUCCCCUAAAAAACCGAGAGAUGAAACCGAUGAUGAAGAUUUUAUGCAGUAUCUUAAUUUUUCACAAUCACAGGCACAAAAAUGGAAGACGUCUGUGUGGUGUGUGGUAGGUUGGAUUUCCAUCUUCUCAAAAGUACGCAAUCCAUCAACUGUUACAAAUGGUCUUUGCAGCCCAAUCCAGCACGUGCAGAUUUAGAGAGUCUGUUUUGUAGAAUGAAGUGUUUUUUUGUUUACAAAAUGACCCAUUUUGUAAAUAGUUAGGUUUCCAAAUUACGACCCUUGCAAAGUUGAGGAGCUGAUGGCUGUGCGUUUGAUUCCUGUUGUUGUAGAUUAAGAUUGGUUACGUUUCAAGUCUCGAGUUGUUUUCAAGGAUUAAUUUCUAGUUGUUUCAGUAUUUAUUUGAAAACUAUAAUAUUGUGUUGA
Lactuca sativa (garden lettuce) is the source of this 2200-nucleotide messenger RNA. RefSeq names its product calmodulin-binding protein 60 A. NCBI's taxonomy places the organism in Eukaryota, Viridiplantae, Streptophyta, Magnoliopsida, Asterales, Asteraceae. Gene Ontology annotation, biological process: regulation of salicylic acid biosynthetic process. Gene Ontology annotation, cellular component: nucleus. Gene Ontology annotation, molecular function: calmodulin binding; DNA-binding transcription factor activity; sequence-specific DNA binding. The record is from RefSeq and is a predicted model, not a curated record.